Folsomia candida is the source of this 1667-nucleotide messenger RNA. RefSeq names its product U6 snRNA phosphodiesterase. Gene Ontology annotation, cellular component: nucleus. Bases 174 to 1040 code for a protein of 288 amino acids. The record is from RefSeq and is a predicted model, not a curated record. NCBI's taxonomy places the organism in Eukaryota, Metazoa, Arthropoda, Collembola, Entomobryomorpha, Isotomidae. Gene Ontology annotation, biological process: U6 snRNA 3'-end processing. Gene Ontology annotation, molecular function: 3'-5'-RNA exonuclease activity. The transcript has 8 exons.
CCGCGUGGAAUCGGCUGCUCCUUCUCAUCUGGUUUCCUCAAUCUUUACGCAACGACACGAGAACGUGUCAAAAUAUUCAUGGUCUUAAUAAUUAGCAACUUGUAGCUAAAUAUAUCACCAAUUCUAUCAUCAAUUCUAUUCCAGCUCUUGUGAUUCUUAGCCAGCUUGAAGAUAUGGCCUUGAAUGCUUUAAAGUCGCUUCAGUCGUACGGGUCUGAUUUGUCGGAUAAUGACGAAUCAGACGAUCAAAAUGUUAUCAAUCCAUUAAUCGCACCAGAUUUGAAUAAUAUGCAAUCUAUUGCUGCUGAUCCGAUUAUGGACAAAUCGAAGGAAAAGCUGCCCCUCCCAUCGUCAAUGCUAAGCAUGUUCCCUUCUUCAGAUAGUCAUCCUACAAAUGAUGACAAGGAACAACAUGGAGGACGGAUAAGAUCUUUUCCGCAUAUGAGAGGAAAUUGGGCUUCCUUUGUCCAUAUCCCACUGAACAAUUCGCAAAACGUUAUUUGUCAAAUUGAACAUAUUAAAAAUGUCGUUGUCGACAUUCCAGACCUUGAAUUUCAUUUCUGUGAAGAUUUACACUUGUCUUUGUCUAAAACUGUCGUCUUGCGACACCAUUGGAUAGACUCAUUUUUAUCUACAUUGAAAAACAAUGUUACUCAAAUUAACAGGUUCAAUCUUGUGUACUUGACCUUUCAAACAUAUGUCAAUGAAGAGAAGACGAGGACAUUUAUAUCAAUGAAUGUCCAUCCAUCUCCUCAGCUUUACGAAUUAGUGGACGCGAGUGACCGGGCAUUAGCCGAAUAUGAGCUACCAACUUAUUACGAGGAUCCAUCCUUUCAUGUCAGCCUAUGUUGGAUGGUUGGGGAUCAGUCCAACUUCUUAAAAUCAGUUAUUCCUCUCAUAAACUCUAAAUGGCGGACGCUAUGUGAAAAUGAGCCUAACUUACAAUUUGAUACAAUCAAUGAGAUUUGGUUUAAGACAGGGAACAGAUUAUGCACUUUUAAUCUGAAUUUUGCUUUGUGUAGAAGGGAACGGGUUUGCUAAAAAAACAACAGAUUUCAUGGAAGACGCACGAGGAUACAAGAAUGGAAAGGAUAACUUUUGGGAUUCUUGAUAUACCAAUAGACAUGAGGAUGUUUCCUCAUCUCAAUCCAGUGAACCCCACAAUGAAAAUAUUAAUACUAAUACUAAUUGUCUACGCGAGUAUCUCAGAUCGUGCGUUUGGAGAAACCCUCGAAUUUUGCGAAUCUGAAGAGCUUGAAGUUUUCCCGGACUAUCUUGAUAAUGGUGAAAACUGCAAAAUUAUUGACAUAUACAUAAUUUCCAAGUCAGUCCUAUGUGAGGAGGAGAAAGCCGAGGCAUUGAUUCCGUGCUCUUCAGAUUUGCUCUCUACGCCCACUGUAUUUCUGACAUCAUUUCUUAAUGCAUCCAACCGAGAAACUGGCCCUGCCUACAAGGAACCGUUAACAUUUAAUGACAUUCUUACAUUACAUGGAGUACCUGCCAUUACAUUAGCAAAGCACCAAAGAACAAACACUAUAAACGACCAUUGGUUUCGUCUUAUGAUAAAAAGCAGUUGUGAGCAACAAUUAGUGCCUAAACUUUGUGAUAAGCAAUGGAAAUCUGGUAGUGGGAGUCCGUCGCAAUAAAGUAGAAUUUACGAAAACUACA